Molecule: messenger RNA, 1574 nt
Organism: Hippopotamus amphibius kiboko
Lineage: Eukaryota; Metazoa; Chordata; Mammalia; Artiodactyla; Hippopotamidae
Gene: DFFA
Product: DNA fragmentation factor subunit alpha
Exons: 7
Coding region: 618-1505 (295 amino acids)
Biological process (GO): apoptotic DNA fragmentation; apoptotic process; regulation of apoptotic process
Molecular function (GO): deoxyribonuclease inhibitor activity
Source: RefSeq, a predicted model, not a curated record
CGGGACGGGGGCGAGGGCUUGGGUGGCCGGGGCCUGGGCUGAAGCGACCCGGGGCAGGGUGAGGAUGGCCAGCGGGGUAAGGCGGGGUCAGGAAAGGCGACAUGGGGCUUCUUGUCUCUCCAGUGGAGCCUUGGAACAGAGAUGACUCACGUGCGUAUAGCGACUUAGUUUCAAGGCGUUUACAGGAGGUUUAACUUAGUUUAUCUUGUGUGAGAUUCAUACGGUGGAAGGGCAGACGGGAAACAAUAUGCGAAUGAAGACAGACUCUGCUUCGGUGUCUUGCCUCAGAUGACUCAGAUUUUGGAUCAAAACCAGCCCAGUGUAUUUCUGCCACUCCGGCUCCCUAAGGUGGUACUGGGGCCCCCAGCUGACCCUACGGCGGGGUGGGGGCGGGUUUCCACCGUCAGCUCUAGCAGGUACCUGUGCGGUAAAGAGGGAGCUGCUGCCGACCAUCCCGGAGGUCCACACAUGGAAUGUUUGUUGCAAAGUGGAUAUAUUUACAGCCCAGCUUAACAGGAUUCUUGGGGUUUUCCAAGAAGAUGAAGUAUUCAGAUGACUUACAAGUUACUAGCCUGUAGCAAUAAACUGUUUACCCAGAGAAGUUCUGUAGGUUAAACAUGUGCGGCAUCCCCCGGCGUUGUAGUGGAGCUUGUGACAUUCUGGCCAUUGACAAGUCCCUGGCACCAGUCACCCUGGUCCUGGCAGAGGAUGGCACCAUAGUGGAUGAUGAUGAUUACUUCCUGUGUCUUCCUGCCAAUACUAAGUUUGUGGCAUUGGCUGGGAAUGAGAAGUGGACGUACAACAAUUCAGAUGGCGGUACGGCUUGGAUCGCCCAAGAGUCCUUUGAUAGAGAUGAAACAGACAGCGGGGCAGGGGUGAAGUGGAAGAACGUGGCCAGGCAGCUGAAAGAAGACCUGUCCAGCAUCAUCCUCCUGUCCGAGGAGGACCUCCAAAUGCUCAUUGACGUCCCAUGUUCAGAGCUGGCUCAGGAACUCGGCCAAAGUUGUGUCGCAGUCCAAGGGCUCCAGAACACCCUCCAGCAGGUACUCGACCAGAGAGAAGAAGCCCGUCAGUCCAAGCAGCUCUUGGAGCUUUACCUCCGGGCUUUGGAGAAGGAGGGCAGCAUCCUGUCGGAGCAGCCAGAGUCCAAAGCUGGCCUCCGUGAUGAGACGGAUGUAGUUGACAUGGGCAGCAGAGACAACUCCUCCGAAACUGCACUUACGAGCCAGAUCCUUACCACGCUGAAGGAGAAACCCGCCCCAGAGCUGAGUUUGUCUAGUAAGGAUUUGGAGCUGGUUGCCAAUGAGGACCCUAAAGCAUUGGCUGUUGCUUUGAACUGGGACGUAAAGAAGACAGAAGCCGUUCAACAGGCCUGUAAGCAAGAACUUAGCCUGCGCCUCCAGCAGGUACAGAGCUUACAUUCUCUGAGGAGCAUUUCUGCAAGGCGGAGUUCACUGCCUGGAGAAGUGCAAACUCCCAAACGAGCCAAACGAGACCCCACAUAGCCGGCAGCCAGAAAUAUGCCGAAGAAAACCUUGAGUUUUGUGUCCGUGUCAAUAAAUAAAUACCUUCAG